Molecule: messenger RNA, 2558 nt
Organism: Elgaria multicarinata webbii
Lineage: Eukaryota; Metazoa; Chordata; Lepidosauria; Squamata; Anguidae
Product: zinc finger protein 239-like
Exons: 2
Coding region: 1-1041 (346 amino acids)
Source: RefSeq, a predicted model, not a curated record
AUGCAAGAACAGGAGAGAAGAAAGGAUGAAACAACCCAGAAGAGGAAGAAGAAAUCCCCUACGUCUGAGAGCAAUGACUACCAUGAAAGUGCAGUCCAAGGAAAAAUUGAUAAAAGAAAGGAAAGGAGUAAAUGCUGUGUGUGUAACAAGAGCUUUGAUUCUAAAGCAAGUCUCAAAGCUCAUUCGAAAAUCCAUCUAGGAGAAAAACUAUUUAAGUGCCAGGAGUGUGGAAAGAGCUACAGUGUGAGCUCAAGCCUUAUUUCUCAUCGAAGAAUUCACACGGGGGAGAAACCAUAUAAAUGUGCAGAGUGUGGCAAAAGCUUCAAUAGAAGCACAAGCCUCAGCGAUCAUCAAAGAAUUCACACAGGGGAGAAACCAUAUAAAUGCCUGGAGUGUGGCAAGAGCUUCAGUGUGAGCACACAUCUCACUUCUCAUCAAAGAAUUCACACAGGGGAGAAGCCAUAUGAAUGCCUGGAGUGUGGAAAGAGUUUCAAUGUGAGCAGAAACCUCAGCAGACAUCAAAGAAUUCACACAGGGGAGAAACCAUAUAAAUGUGCAGAGUGCGGAAAGAGCUUCAAUGUGAGCACAAAUCUCAGUAGACAUCAAAGAAUUCACACAGGGGAGAAACCAUAUAAAUGCCUGGACUGUGGAAAGAGCUUCAAUGUGUGUACAAACCUCACUUCUCAUCAAAGAAUUCACACAGGAGAGAAACCAUAUACCUGCUUGGUGUGUGGAAAGAAGUUCAGUUUGAUCACACACCUUAGUUGUCAUCAAAGAACUCACACAAGGGAGAAGCCAUAUGAGUGCUUGGAAUGUGGAAAGAGCUUCAGUGUGAGCACAAACCUCAGCAGACAUCAAAGAACUCACACAGUGGAGAAACCAUAUCAGUGGUUGGCAUGUGGAAACAGUUUCCAUGUGAAUAUUAAUCUAAUUUCUCAUCAAACAGUUCACACGGGGGAUAAACAAUAUAAUUACUUGGAAUGUGGAAAGAGUUUCAGUCAGGAGAUAAAUCUCACUCCUCAUCAAAUAACUCACACAUAACCAUAGAAGUGCUUGGAGUGUGGAAUGAGAUUUGGUCAUAAUUCAACCCAUGUUUCACAUUGACUGGGUUCGGAUGACAUGGGUUCGGAUGACAUAGAAUCAUAGAAUAGUAGAGUUGGAAGGGACCUAUAAGGCCAUCGAGUCCAACCCCCUGCUCAAUGCAGGAAUCCACCCUAAAGCAUACUUGACAGAUGGUUGCCUAACUACAUGAUAACCAAUGGUGAGUUAAACAGUCAACACUCGAUUAUUAUGUUGUCUGUCAGGACUUUUUCACGCCCUGGUUGAUUAUUUGGCCAAAAUAAGCAACACAAAUAACCCACACUGUGCAGAGUUGAUUAUUUGAACAACCUUUGGUUAUUGUGUCGUCUGUUGGGCACCGUUGGCUAUUUCAUUGCACACAGUUUGUUAUUUUCGGCGACUACAGAGUCUCCUGGCAAAAGUGAACAGAGCAGCUGCUGCCACUCUAGUUCAGAUGGCAGAACUCGCAAUAGCUGAUGGGAUACCAAUGGGACUGAGGGAGGUAGAGAGGGAAGGGCCUUUUGUCAAUCGAAUGCACCGUCGACUAAUAGACAACUCAAUGCUGGCCUUAAUCUAUACCAUAUUUGAUUAUAAUCAUGUCGUGCGGGGAGUAUCCCCUCAAUCUUUGACUAUUAACCCACCAUGGAUUGUUGUGCGGUCCGAACACAGCCUUUGAAGAAUCCACUUGGGAGGAUAUAUUUGAAGAGCCAACAAGUCUCCCCAGCCCUUAAGAGUGAUCUCUGAGUCCCGCUCAUGGGCUCACCAACAAGAUCUAUUAAGUUGAUGAGAACAAGAGAUAGGGGCUUCUCUGUGGUGGCCUCAAUACUGAGGAAUUCCCUGACAUGGGAAAUUGGAUUAGCCCCUGAUAAAUGUUUUAAAGACAUGGUUGUUCACUUUCACCUGAUUAAUUUGAAGUUGGCCCAGCUUGUUAAAAAAUAUUUUUUAUGAAAAGGUACUACCGUAAUACAAUAUAAAUUCAAUUGGGAAAAAUGCCAACAACUAAUGUUCAGAGACCAACCCUACACAUUUAGAAUAGUUCAAUUGUAAAGAAAAAGGUUUAUGAAAAAGUACCAUUUUUCUAUGAAUGUAUUUUUGUGUGUGUAGUUCUUUGCUGAUUCCUUAGGAAGUACUGUUAGUUUAAUUGAUAAAGCUCAGAUUUUCCUUCACCAAUUAGAUGGCUGUGGGAUUUGAGAUAACCCCCAUUAACAGGCAAUGCAAAUUCCUGCUAUAGGCAAUAGAAUAGCUAACAGUUGGGUUUCCCCUAGGUCAAUGUGUUCCUUAAAAUACCCCAACAGAAUUAUUUUUUGGUCUAGAGUACAGCAGUUCACUGACAUUUCAAAGGUGAUCUCCAAUAUUUCUUUCCAGAAUUAUUUAAUAUUCAGCAGUCCUAAAAAAUAGAUAAAAUGUAAAUAGUCUGAGAUGUCCAGCAUUCUUUUAGCAGGUUAGAGUACAUUGUUUUAAAUCUAUGUGGUACUAGAAACUCCUAGGAGUAAAUCAUU